GGUGUCGUAGGAAUACGGUUCCGUUCCCAAAUAUAACGUUACUUUCUGAUGUCUACGUUGCCCGAUCAAGACGGUCAAAAUUGUUUGUUGUUUUUAUAUUUCAGUUUCGAAAUUAAUACACUAAAAUGCACGUUCAGUUCAUUUCAACUGCGAUGUAAUUAGUUAUACAAGUAUCUUUUGGUGAAUAGUAUACUCAAAUUUGGGUUAUUACUCGCGAAAGUAGGUAAAUCGUCGGAAACGAGUGCACUGUGGAAAAGAGGUCACUUAAGUCCGUUCUAGUUAAGAAGAAAAAUUGCUCAGCAUUUCCAAUUCUACACGUUUCUCCAUAGCAAGAAUUAAGAAUAUGUUCUUUAUUUUUUAAUGUGAUAUUAAUGGAAGUCGCGAAAAUCCCUUUUUUUAUUUAAAUACUAACUGUGAUUAUGGCAGACACUGCAGCAGAAAAUGAAGCAGAUUCAGGUUCUGCAUUAACAAUUGCUUCUAGAGAUGAUGAAGCAGAUCAGAAUGAUGCUGAGAAAGUGACUGCUUCAAAUGCCGCCUAUGAUUCAGCAGACAGUCACUUGAGGUGCAACCAAUGUGAUUUUGAAGCAAUCCAUCAAGUAGCCCUAAAUGCUCAUAUUUCCCAAGCUCACUCGACCAACGAAGUAGACAUGGAAGUAGAAAAUAAUAACCCACCGGCAGACGGUAGAUCGCAUAGGAAAAUGUUUGAGUGUGAUGUUUGCAACAUGAAAUUUUCCAAUGGAGCAAACAUGAGAAGGCAUAAAAUGAGGCACACAGGAGUGAAACCAUAUGAAUGCCGGGUAUGCCAGAAAAGAUUCUUCAGGAAAGAUCAUUUAGCAGAACAUUUCACCACACACACCAAAACAUUACCCUAUCACUGUCCCAUAUGUAACAGAGGCUUUCAGAGGCAAAUCGCUAUGAGGGCCCAUUUCCAGAAUGAACACGUUGGACAACAUGACUUGGUAAAAUCCUGCCCCCUUUGUAGCUAUAGGGCAGGGUCGAUGAAAAGCUUACGGGUACAUUUUUUCAAUCGACAUGGAAUAGACUUGGAUAAUCCGGGACCAGCUGGUUCUCAAGCCUCCCUUCUGGCAGCCGCAGCACAAGGUUUCCCCAUAGACGGCUCUAUCACUACAUCCUUGAGUAAUCUGACAAGUAGUGUAUCUGUUAGCGUUACUGGAGGUAAUAGUAAUGCGGCCAACUAUAGUGAUUCAGGAGAUUCCACAGGAGCAAGAUCCACGGACAACGCUACACCUCCUAUGCAUUUCCUGACCCCUCAUGUUGAGAUUAGUAUGUCGGACGCACCUGCCCCGGUAUUUUCACCAUUACAACUUGACCUUCAAAGAACAAACAGUCAGUCGGGUGCAAACUCCGAAUCCACUUCUAGAUUGAAUGGCGACGGUCCAGGUUCGCCACAAUCGGGAGAUUCAAACUCGAACGCGCCCACAAGCACUCAUGCUCAGACAAAUUCCCUGCGAGUAGAUCAGGAGACCAGUAUAACGCCCUCAAUAUCCCUCAUACCGAUAAAGCAGGAGCCUGGGGAAGAAGGUUCCGAGUCCGGCAGUAGAAACGGCCCCAUAAAUUCUUGUGGCUCGCCUCCAGGAACGGCACAAACCACUCCUUCGAGUAGUCUCAGUUCCCUGAUCAAAGUAUCUCCGUUGAAAAGUCUGCUGAGGGACGAUUUGAAGAGGAAAAUCAUAUCGCGAAGUAACAGUAGUGCCCGUGGUAGAUCCACAGCAUCGCCUAAUAAUUCGGAAAGUUCACCAAACGAAUCGACCACCACAAAUGGUGCUAUAACCUCAACGGCCACCGAACAGCCAUCCGACUCAUCUCUAUGGAAAACGCUGGGCAAAAGAUCUUUGACAAGCCUCCAGUGCGUUUUCUGCGGCAUUUCAUUUCCCGACCAAACAUUGUAUUUUCUCCAUAAAGGAUGCCAUUCGGACGCUAACCCCUGGAAGUGCAACAUUUGCGGUGAGCAAUGUUGCAAUGUUUACGAGUUCAACUCGCAUCUUUUGAGCAAAAGUCACCAGUAGCUCAAAAUACCGCGAAUUAGGAGAGUAUCUUGAUUGAUAGUUGUACUUUCACCAAAAUCUAAUCGUUCAUUUAUCUUGAAUAAUGAUAAAGUGAUACAGUCAAACUUCGAUAAAACAAAUUACAAAUACUUUGACGUAUUAAUAAGAAAUAUAACCACCCUUUUGAGUGAUUAUUCAGUUUAUACCUGCAACACUGGACAAUGUUAUGAUGGCGGAUGCUGUUUAGUAAAUCGUCGUGAGUAGUAGCUAUGACAUGAGAGUAUUAUACAUUAUCCACGAUUGUGAAAAUGUCACCUCAUUUUCAAUAAACUUUAUUCAUUUCAAUUCUCCCUACGCCAACUUCAAACAUUUCAAUGUCACUAUUUUCAGAGCCUCUGUCUAUGGUUGUGACCAUAAAGUUUCAUACACCAGUGAAUAAUAGAGCAUAAAGCAUCAGUGAUUAAUGAAUGUUGGAUAGAUAAUCAGUGAA
Messenger RNA from Coccinella septempunctata (seven-spotted ladybird), 2496 nucleotides. RefSeq names its product zinc finger protein sdz-12. The record is from RefSeq and is a predicted model, not a curated record. Bases 420 to 2027 code for a protein of 535 amino acids. Gene Ontology annotation, molecular function: DNA-binding transcription factor activity; RNA polymerase II cis-regulatory region sequence-specific DNA binding. Lineage: Eukaryota; Metazoa; Arthropoda; Insecta; Coleoptera; Coccinellidae. Gene Ontology annotation, biological process: regulation of transcription by RNA polymerase II. The transcript has 7 exons.